GCGAUUAGGCGAAUACGGCACAUCAAAAGCCUAUAAUAUAAAUGUCGAUAAGAAAAUUGCUCAUUCUGGAUUCAACAAUAUCGGAUACGGUGAGCAUGAUAUUGGACUUCUUCGAAUGGCGCAAAAGGUGCAGUUCUCAGACUAUGUCAGGCCAAUAUGCCUCCUCCUGAAUGUGCAAAUGGAAAAUGUUUUACGUUUUAACGUCACCGGCUGGGGUAUGCUUGAAAAUGGCCAAAUGAGUAACAUAUUGCAAAAAACCACUCUAUCUAAAGUGUAUCCUUCGUAUUGUAUGACGAAAUAUGAAAAAACGGUUGAUCAAUACCAGAUUUGUACCGGCAGUGAAACUAGUGAUACCUGCGUGGGAGACUCUGGAGGUCCCUUGACCGCAGAGAUCAAUUACAAUGGAGAAGUUCGGACCGUUCAGUACGGUAUUGUCAGUUAUGGAUCUCAAAUUUGUGCAAAGGGAGGUCUAAGUGUUAACACAAAUGUGGCCAACUAUAUGGACUGGAUAAUGCGAGCUCUUAUUAAAAACAGAGCUGACUAGAGGAAGAAGCUGGAUUGGAUAAUUGUAUCCAACAUUACGCAACAUUAGUAGAAUAAAAUUAAAUAAUAGAGGAGUGUAGAGUGAGUGACGAACUCGUCGAAUCUCACAUAUGACGUCAUGACAAAAAUUCCAAAUAAAUUUAGUCUCCUCCUCUUAUCGUGGAUGCCUUGAAUACCAGAUACCCGUUACUCAGCUAAAGGGAGUGCGAAGGAGAUAAAAACUUUGAUCCGCCGUAA
This is a messenger RNA of Drosophila takahashii, 780 nucleotides long. RefSeq names its product serine protease grass-like. NCBI's taxonomy places the organism in Eukaryota, Metazoa, Arthropoda, Insecta, Diptera, Drosophilidae. Gene Ontology annotation, biological process: proteolysis. Gene Ontology annotation, molecular function: serine-type endopeptidase activity. The record is from RefSeq and is a predicted model, not a curated record.